Molecule: messenger RNA, 2585 nt
Organism: Trichoderma atroviride IMI 206040
Lineage: Eukaryota; Fungi; Ascomycota; Sordariomycetes; Hypocreales; Hypocreaceae
Biological process (GO): signal transduction
Cellular component (GO): nucleus; nucleotide-activated protein kinase complex; cytoplasm
Molecular function (GO): protein kinase binding
Source: RefSeq, a predicted model, not a curated record
UGGUUCUUCCAUCCCGGGCUGUGGCGACCCUCGAGCUUCUUUUUCGUCAUCAUCUCGUGGUCAUCGUCUUUUCGAUUCUUUUGUUCCUCGAUUGCUUCGAUUCCCAUAUUCCCCCCUCCACCUUAUUUUACCUCCCCCCUCCGGCCACGUUGUCGACCUCAUUAAUAUUCCUAAUUCUUAAUCACGACCAUGGGUAGCUAUACGUUCAAGUGGGAGCAUCCCGCCGAAGAAGUGUUCGUCACAGGCACUUUCGACAACUGGACGAAGAGCGAGCAGUUGCCCAAGGAGGGCGACGUCUUCCAGAAGACUGUCUUUCUGAAGGAUGCCUCGCAGAAAAUAUACUACAAGUACGUCGUUGACGGAGACUGGACCGUAAACGAGUCUUCCCCCAAGGAGGCUGAUCUCGAGGGCAACGUCAACAACUUCAUCACACCCGCGGACAUUCUCUCAUCCGACCCCGCAGCUGCUUUCAUCAGCACCGUUACUCCUCAGUCCACCACCGCUAAGAUGGCGAGCGAGCAGCCCAUUGACAAGCCUGAGGGAACUGCCACCCCCUCCGACGUCCCUGGAGGCUUCCCGAUCACCCCCAGCACUGAGCUGGAUAAGCCCAUCAGCGUCAACCCUCUGCCCGCUGCCGCUGGUGCCAUCAACCCCAUCAAGCUUGCGCCUGGUGAGGAGGUUCCUGCCGUCGGCAUUGAGAGCACCAAUGAGCACGUCAAGCUGGACAAGGAGUCUUAUGAGAAGAGCGAUGCUCUCCCCGGUGUCGACGCCACCGAGCUGCCUCCUGUCACCAGCAACAUGAUUCCCGAGUCCAGCCUCCCCGUCGUUGCCGCUCAGGAUGCCCACAUCAGCACCAUCAACCCUGGUGCCACAACCGUCGGCCUGGCUGCCCAGGUUCCUCUCGAGGCCGCCAAGGUCCCAGAGGUCGUCAAGGAGAGCCAGGAGAAGGCAGGCGUCGAGCCCGAAGCCGCUGCUGACCCCAAGGAGGUCGUGGAGAAGGCUCAGGUUGAGGAGGAGCUCAAGGAGAAGGUCACUGAAGCCCCAUCCACCUCCGAGGGCACUGCUGGUGUCGGUACCGAGAAAUCGGAAGCCGACAACACCGACACCCUUGCUGCUGUUGCCGCUGCCGCCGCCACCACUGGCGCCGCUGUCGUCGCUGCUGUCGUUGCUGCUUCAGAUAGCGCUGUCGAGGCCGCGACCCCUGUUGUAAACGAUACUGUUGCGGCCGCUGCCGAUGCUGCCAACAAGAACCUUCCCGACUCCGUCAAGGAGAACCUUCCUGCACCUAUUCAGGAGACUUUGGCUUCGCAUGAGGCUGCUGUCAAGGAAGAGACACGAGAGGAGGUCUCUCCCGAGGUGCCCGCCGAGGUCAAGGAGUCGAUCACUGAGGCUGGCAAGAGCCCCGAGGCUGCCGCCAACACCGCCGCCGUCGAGGAGAAGAAGGAGGUUGAGGCUGAGCUGCUGAAGGAGGUCAAGGCGGUCCCUGCCGUUGACGAGACCAAGGCCGAAGAGACCAAGGCCGAAGAAGCCAAGGUUGUGGAGGCUGCGCCUGUUGUCGAGCCUGUUGUCGCGCCUGUUACCUCUGCUACCAUCACCGAUGUGCAGGCAAUCGACAGCCCCGUCACUGAAGUUAGCAACGUCCAGGUGACCAAGACCGAGGUUCCCCUCGAGGAGGCCCAGAAGGCUGUCCCCGUGGUUGAAGAGCCCAAGGCUGAGGAGCCCAAGGUCGUGGAGCCCCAAGCUGAGGUGGCCAAGACCGAGGCACCAGCCACCACAGUCCCCGUCAUUGAUACAACGGUUGCUUCCGAGCCUGCCAAGGCCGACGCUGCCGUUGAUACUCCUGUAACCGAGACCGACAAGACAGAGGUCCCUCCCACCGAGGCUACCACUGAGGCACCCUCCAAGGCCAACGGCUCGACCGGCUCUCACGAUGAUAAGACGUCUGAGAAGAAAAAGAAUCGAUUCAGCGCCUUCUUCAGCCGAUUCAGACACAAGGUCUCCAACUAAGAGUCAUGAGUGGAUGAUAGAGACCGCGCGUCGUCAUGUUGAAACGCCUGGUUUACGGUUUUUACGGUGUCAGUUUUUCUUUGGCUGCUGGAGUGGCUUUGUUUAUAUGUCUAUGAUUCCCCACUUUGGCAGAGAAGUGUGACUUGGGUCGAAUAACGUCGGAUACCUGGAUCACCAUUUCAUAUACCUAAAUUCAUUCCGUUUCUUUUCCUCUUCCAUUCUUGCGCUCGUUCCCCUCACAGUCUUGCUUUGUGUCGCUGGCUCUUUCAUAUGAUGCUUACUCUUGUUGGAUAUGCUAUGUGUGUAACCUGUGUCCUUGUGUGUGUUUUCUGAGAAGGAAAGUCGGCCAGUCACAUCUUAUUUUGCCUGCAGAUGGAUACUCGAGAUGGGCCUUAGACAGCUUGUAGCUAUUGUUGCGUCUCUCAUUGUGCUGCUAUGGCGUAAGGCUUGGCAAUUUCUACUACUACUACUAUUACUACUACUACUACCUAGUUCGUUUUUAUCAUGUGGCAUGGGAUGGCAAACCCCCCAUGUAGAUAUUUCUGCCUGCUUUAAUGUCUAUCAUUACUUUUUCUUCA